UUUCUCACACCACAACUCAAUUAAUAACCAAAUUAAACAUAUAUAAUCAUGAGUUGCGUACAAAGCUGGCCGGAGCCCAUUGUCCGAGUCCAGUCGCUCUCCGAGAGCGGCAUCCGGACCAUCCCCGACCGCUACAUCAAACACCUCUCCGACCGCCCCUUGUUCACCGGAAACUCGCCGGCGGUGAACAAGGUGAACAUCCCCACGAUUGACCUGAACAGCCUGUUCUCCGGCGAUGGGGCGGUCCGGAGGGAGACUUGUGAGUUGAUCUCCGGGGCUUGCCGUGAGUGGGGAUUUUUCCAGGUGAUCAACCACGGCGUUGACCUUAAGCUGAUGGGCGGCAUGCAGGAGGCGUGGCGGGAGUUCUUCCACCUCCCGCUGGAGGAGAAGCAGCGCUACGCCAACUCGCCCACCACCUACGAAGGCUACGGCAGCCGGCUCGGGGUGGUGAAGGAGGCCAAGCUCGACUGGAGCGAUUAUUUCUUCCUUCAUUUCCUCCCGGAGCCGCUUAGGGACCCCAGCAAGUGGCCUCGCCUUCCCGUUUCAUGCAGGGAAUUGGUGGCAAAAUAUGGUGAAGAGGUGGUGAAGCUUUGUGAGAAACUGACAAGGAUUCUGUCAGUGAGCCUUGGGUUGAAAGAAGACGCUCUUCACCAAGCCUUUGGAGGAGAUGAAAACAGAGGGGCAUGUUUGAGGGUGAACUUUUACCCAAAAUGCCCCCAACCAGACCUCACUCUUGGCAUCUCACCCCACUCAGACCCAGGGGGCAUGACCCUUCUCCUCCCUGACGCCGACGUCGCCGGCCUCCAAGUCCGCCACGCCGGACAAUGGGUCACCGUUAAGCCGGUGCCCAACGCCUUCAUUGUUAACAUGGGGGAUCAAAUGCAGGUAUUGACGAACGGGAUGUACAAAAGCGUAGAGCACAGAGUGAUUGUGAACUCGGGAAAGGAACGGGUGUCACUGGCUUUGUUCUACAAUCCAGGGGGAGAAACGGUGGUGAAACCUUUGGAGGAACUUGUUACUGAGGAGAGGCCUGCAAUCUACCCUGCCAUGACCUUCAAUCAGUACAGAUCUUUCAUCAGAACAAGGGGCCCUUGUGGCAAGUCUCAAGUUGAAUCGCUCAAAUCGCCUCGAUGAAUAUAUAAUACUAUUUGUGUUGCAUUGUAUUAUGUUUAGCAUAUAUGAAUGCAUGUCGUCUAUGUGGUGUGUUGUGAUUUGCUUAAUUAAUAAUAAAAUCAGAGUUGAUUACUUUU
Ipomoea triloba (trilobed morning glory) is the source of this 1250-nucleotide messenger RNA. RefSeq names its product probable 2-oxoglutarate-dependent dioxygenase ANS. The transcript has 3 exons. The record is from RefSeq and is a predicted model, not a curated record. Bases 49 to 1134 code for a protein of 361 amino acids. Lineage: Eukaryota; Viridiplantae; Streptophyta; Magnoliopsida; Solanales; Convolvulaceae.